CCCAACAGUCAACCCCUGAAAAAGGCGGUCACAAAACCCCCAGGCGACGAAGAUGAUGGCACGUCGGGACCCCAAAUCUUGGGCCAAGAGACUGGUGAGAGCCCAGACCCUCCAGAAGCAGCGGAGGGCCCCAGUUGGGCCAAGGGCUCCCCCGCCCGAUGAAGAAGAUCCCAGGCUCAAGUGCAAAAACUGCGGGGCCUUUGGCCACACGGCCAGAAGUACCAGGUGCCCCAUGAAGUGCUGGAAGGCAGCCCUGGUUCCAGCGACCUUGGGGAAAAAGGAAGGGAAGGAAAACCUGAAACCAUGGAAGCCCCAGGUUGAAGCCAACCCGGGGCCCUUGAACAAGGAUAAGGGAGAGAAGGAAGAGAGACCAAGGCAACAAGACCCGCAGAGGAAGGCUCUCCUCCACAUAUUUUCUGGGAAACCUCCAGAGAAGCCGCUGCCGAAUCGAAAAGGAUCCACGGAAUCUUCUGAUUAUCUGAGGGUUGCAAGCGGGCCAAUGCCGGUCCACACAACCAGUAAGAGGCCGCGCCUGGGCCCUGUCCUCGCUGAUCGCUCAGCUACCGAAACGUCUGACAGGGGCUCCGUCUUGGCUUCGCCGUCUCCCCUCAGAAAAGCCAGUCUGAGCUCCUCCUCAAGUCUUGGACCAAAGGAAAGACAGACAGGGGCUGCGGCCGACAUCCCUCAGCCUGCAGUCAGGCAGCAGGGCCCCGAGCCUCUCCUCGUGGUGAAGCCGACACACAGCAGCCCUGAGGGUGGCUGCCGAGAAGUUCCCCAGGCUGCCUCCAAAACCCACGGCCUGCUCCAGGCCAUCAGACCCCAGGCACAGGACAAACGUCCUGCGGUGACCUCACAGCCCUGCCCGCCAGCCGCUACACACAGCUUGGGCCUAGGCUCCAAUCUCAGCUUCGGGCCAGGAGCCAAGAGACCUGCCCAGGCUCGGAUUCAGGCUUGCCUGAACUUCCCCAAGAAACCGAGGCUGGGUCCCUUCCAGAUCCCCGAAAGCGCCAUCCAGGGAGGUGAGCUGGGGGCCCCGGAGAAUCUCCAACCUCCGCCAGCCGCAACCGAACUUGGACCAAGUACGUCGCCCCAGAUGGGCAGGAGGACACCCGCCCAGGUGCCCAGCGUCGACCGGCAGCCUCCGCACAGCAGACCUUGCCUGCCUACUGCCCAGGCCUGCACCAUGUCCCAUCACCCAGCGGCCAGCCAUGAUGGGGCCCAGCCUCUCACAGUGCUCUUCCGGAGACUGGAAAACGGACGCUGGAGCUCCAGCCUCCUGGCGGCCCCCUCAUUUCACUCUCCUGAGAAGCCGGGAGCCUUCCUCGCUCAGAGCCCUCAUGUGUCAGAGAAGUCUGAGGGUCCCCGUGUUCGUGUCCCACCCAGCGUCCUCUAUGAGGACCUUCAGGUUUCCUCCUCCUCAGAGGACAGCGAUUCUGACCUGGAGUGA
Pan troglodytes (chimpanzee) is the source of this 1447-nucleotide messenger RNA. RefSeq names its product protein FAM90A15. The record is from RefSeq and is a predicted model, not a curated record. The transcript is spliced from 4 exons. The coding region runs from base 53 to 1447 and encodes 464 amino acids. NCBI's taxonomy places the organism in Eukaryota, Metazoa, Chordata, Mammalia, Primates, Hominidae.